Molecule: messenger RNA, 1545 nt
Organism: Trichoplax adhaerens
Lineage: Eukaryota; Metazoa; Placozoa; Uniplacotomia; Trichoplacea; Trichoplacidae
Exons: 18
Coding region: 1-1545 (514 amino acids)
Source: RefSeq, a predicted model, not a curated record
AUGGCGACUAAAUCUCAAUCCUCUGAGAUAUCGAAUCCUCCAUCACAAUUUACAAAUCUAUAUGCGAAUGGAUAUUAUAUGAGUGAAAAUGUCGUUGGCUCACCAGGAGCCAUACCCGACGUUAUUGCUCACUCUGGAAUACCACCGUUAAUUGUCAGCUUUGCGAUUAACGCCAUAAUGCAAGGUUCACUGCUCUUUGCAUUUAUGACAUUGAUACAGCAAGCUCGUAUCAUUUUAUUCGCCAACAUCGAUAUCUAUCAAUCUAAGGGAAAAAAUAAUGAUGAAGAAUUACCUAUGCUUCCACCCAUAAGCUUACAAGAAAUUGAUGAGAAAAAUGAAGAAGAUCAGUCAGCAGUAAAUUGUAGCUCAAUUGGUGGUAUAUUUCUACCCACUAUUGGCCAGUAUAUGUUCAGCAUUCUCGUCGUAUUUAUUCUGAUGGGUGCCCUUGUUGCUGAUACUUUAGGAGCGUCACAGAGUUUAGCAUCAGUGAUGAAGAUCAAGCCAAUCUAUGUUGUUCCAUUCUUUCUUUGGUUAUCGGCAAUCCUACCAAUUAUUUUUGUUCGGUUUUUUUAUCUAUCGCUUCCUAUCCUGAUUCUUAUUAAAUAUAUCUUAGUUAUUACCAUAAUUAUAGGUGCUCUAUGCGCUGGAAAUAAGAUCAACAUCGAGCCGCAUACAGACUGGAAAUAUAUUGGCUCUCCAAUGCUCUUUAUAACCUGCACUUUAGGAGCAUACGAGAUUUUGUCACCAUUUGUUUUCGUCCAUAUAAAACUAACAAAGAAAGAGAUAGUAGCGGAGGUACGAUGCGUUAGUUAUGGUAGAUCAGCGAAUUAUGUUAAGAGGAUAAUAAUAUCUGCUGGCGAUAAAAUAUUUAGUAGCAAUCAUUAUUGGGCAUACGCGGUUUUACGAAUAGUUCCUCAAACUUGCCAAGAUGUUCCACAUUCGUGGGAUAGUCAAUUUAGCAUAGCGGAUAAUUCAACUCAUCCAAAUUGUAAUAUUUCGCUCGCCUGGGCCCAUCGUGAAGGAGUUGUAUGCGCAAUACCAAUGUUACGGAUUGUUCGUGCCUACUACCCAGAGUACGACUGGAUUGCUGUAUUAAGUGCCAUUACCUUAUUUUUGAUGAUGACACUAAGUUAUAUCUGUAAUACUUUGACUAUGGCCAAUGUUAUUGCAGGCAUUAUAAUGUCUUCGCAAGAAAAGUUAUGGGGAAAAAUACAAUAUAAACAUGACGAAAAUACUACCCAGAGUUAUAUACGUAAAGACAUUUAUAGUAUAACGGGCUACCUUAUUAUUACCACCUUGAUAUUUUUAGCAGCCUUUUUCAAUCCAAGGGCAUUUAUUAUCAUUCUUCAGUAUGGAAUGACAACCGCAAAUAAUAUUAUUGGAGGAAUACUAGUACCAAUUAUGGUCAUUCGAUCUUAUUUUAGCCUUGCCAGACAUUUGGCAAUACCAGUGCCUAUGAAUAUAGCUAGUUACAUUUUAUUCGGAAUAUCAACACUCUUUUUCUUAUCGCAAUUAAUUUAUGCUAUUGUAGCACUUGCUAGCUAA